Messenger RNA from Cimex lectularius (bed bug), 1440 nucleotides. RefSeq lists its product as uncharacterized. The record is from RefSeq and is a predicted model, not a curated record. The transcript has 17 exons. NCBI's taxonomy places the organism in Eukaryota, Metazoa, Arthropoda, Insecta, Hemiptera, Cimicidae. Bases 127 to 1338 code for a protein of 403 amino acids.
ACAAAAACCCAGCUGAUUUUUGAUUUUGACACGGAUAAGGAAAGAAAUUUAGAAUCACCUGCAUUCUUCAUACUACCCCAAACAAAGUCAAACUGUAUAUUUCAUUUAAACAGAACACAAAACCAAAUGACUUUUUGCGAGACUUCAAAAACGCCAUCGAGGGUGCUUCAAGAAUUCAAAAAUACUUACAAGGACUUCCUGGAAUCCAAGAAUGAAGAGGAUGUUCUCAAAAGAUGGGUCAAUGACAUGGCUGAACAGAACGACCUGCUUGUCAGUGCCUUUAGAUGUCUAGAAAUGCUUGAAAAUGAGACAAUAUGCAAAAUUGACAAACUCAUUAAAGACACGUUCAAGAAAACUGGCAAAGUCUUAUCUGAAGAUCAUGACAAAGUAUGCAAAGAACUCCAAAAACUCCAGGAGAUUUCUAUGGAUCAAAAAAAUAGGAUAUUGUGCCUUAAAAGGCAAAUAUGUGAAACUGAAAAUGAGGCAAAUAAAUGUAAGGAAAAUUCAAUAAAAAAUGGUAUGGAUUACAAAGCAUCUUUGGAUAGGAUAAUAAAACUGGCAGAGGGCACAAAACAGAAAAUAAACUCAAAUAUCAUGAUAAACACAUCACUUGAACAGUCUCUUGGCGAAGCAAAAAUGGAACUAAAUCGGUUAAAGAAAGAAAAGCAACUUGACAAAAAGGAAAAAAUUUGUAAGAAGAAAGAGAAGAAAGUGCGAAAGCUCAGAGAACAAAUGAAACUCCUUUUUUUGAUAUUAAAGAAAAAAGAAAAAUUAUGCAGGAUUAAAAAGACUCUAGCAAAAGAAGGACUUCAGAAAAAGAAGCUGUUGAAAAAAAUGGAAACCAAAUUGGUCUAUUCUGAAAAAACGAUGAACUUUUUGCAAGAUCUGAAUUGUCGCGUAUUUGGUGCUAUUCAGAAUUGGAAACAAGCCACAAACAAAUUUGUCAAAUUUCAUUCAUAUUAUCAAUACAUCCAGCUUGUGGUCACCUACUUGGAACACAUAGCAAACCAUUAUAGACAUGCAAUACGGUCAUUCAGCUGUAAGCAAGAUAAUAUUCAGCUUAUUAGCAAUCCGAAGAAUAAUAAUAAUAGCUGCAUUGCCUUCCAAAAACUGACAAUAAAUGAACUGAGAUCUUUGCUCAAAGAAAAGCUGUGGGAGAUUAAAUUCCUUAAGAAAAAAAUAGUUAACUUACUAGAUUUAGAGACUAUGAAGGCCACACAGAGACAUGAACUUCUCCAAACAUUUAACAAUGGGAUUGAUAUCUACAACCAUUAUUUGAAAAAAGACCAAGAGAUAAAUGAUUUCAUUUGGUCCAACAACUAUUUCAGUGAAAUGUGAAAAUUUAAAAAUGAAAGUUGCACCAUUCAGCCUUUCGCCAGUCCAGUUUACGUUUUAUCUGAAGUCCUUGUAAGUCAUAAAAAUAUAUGCCAAUACAAAAGA